AUGAGGAAGAGGAGAAGAAUUAUCCUUCAGCCUCGGCAGUCAAGCAAAGCCCUGCCAAAGCCUCCGGUUUUGCCCUGUGCUCCAAGUCAGCCAGUUUGCUCCCAUCCCUUCGGUCUUCUGAGCCUCGUGCAAGCGGCCAAACCUUUGCUGACCACUGCAUUGUAUCUAUAUGGCUGGUGUCAGAAAAAUGUUGCACGGUUUUUUCAAAUCGUCAAGAAUGCAGCUUUUCCAUCGUCUGUAUAUCUGCGAGAACUGCAUGCACUCAGGGAGCGGCUGGAAAAGCUGGAAAUAGAAUUCGCCAGGUUACAAUCCGCGGUGCAGAAGGGUACUGUCGCUCCUUCCGUGGAAAAGCCAGCUUUUCAAAGUUCAGAGAAUCCGGUGCCGGCAAUCCCUGCGCACACACAGUGUCCCUGCAUGGUGCAAGGAGCGUUGCCUUCACAGCAGCCGGGGGCUCCUGCUGCACCGCCACCGCCACCACCCCCUCCACCACUCCCACCGCCACCCCCUCUGCCAGCACCUCUCUGCCUCAAAAGGACUGGUGGCAUUCAGAAGCAGGCUUCUUCGUUAAUAAGGGAUGUACCCAUGCAAAUAACACUCCGGGAUCUCCAGAAUGUAAAACUGAGAAAGGCACAAGGUGGCGUGAGAACAGACAAGACAGGAUCGCCAAGCGAGAGGCACAAAGUAUUCGUUACUCCUGCAGAUUUGCAAAGCGUCAGCCUGAAAUGCAAAACUCCACGACCUCCUGCUUCUGUGAAGCAUCAUUUAAUCUCUCCCAGCAGGAAUGGCAUAGAUUUCCGAAAACACCUGAAAAAGGUUGCAAUUGAGAGGAGCCCAGGUGGAACCCCGUUAACCAACAAAGAGAACACGGAGACUGGUACGGGGCUGACCCCAAUUAUGACACAGGCUUUGCGACGCAAGUUCCAGCUCGCUCAUCCAAAGAGCCCCUCGCCAGCACAUGUACCAGCAGGGGGCAGCUUUUGAGGAGGAAAGGUAGCACCAACGUCUCCUGGCAAGGCAAAGUUCCCCAAGUUGCUUGGCUGGAUGCAACUCGGAAAGAAGCUGUUCGAGGUGAGAGAGACCAUGGCGGGAUCUGGAGAGAAAUCGGUUU
This is a messenger RNA of Varanus komodoensis (Komodo dragon), 1108 nucleotides long. RefSeq names its product proline rich 11 (gene PRR11). The transcript is spliced from 9 exons. The record is from RefSeq and is a predicted model, not a curated record. Bases 1 to 981 code for a protein of 326 amino acids. NCBI's taxonomy places the organism in Eukaryota, Metazoa, Chordata, Lepidosauria, Squamata, Varanidae. Gene Ontology annotation, cellular component: nucleus; cytoplasm.